CUGGGUCCUGGUCUGGUCGUUGACACUCGCUUUUUUCAUGCUAAUUUCUGCCGAGCUCAGCCGACAGACCAGUCUCGCUAUGCGGUAGGCCGCUCCAUCAGUCCUGUUCCGCUCACUUUAUGGGCAGCACAGGACGGCGCGUUGUCUCGCAAGGGUGCAAUAAAUGGUAUUUUCGCAACCGAAGCCGCCGAUGGGAAGAGUCGGAUCUGCUGGAAAGUCUAG
Messenger RNA from Protopolystoma xenopodis, 222 nucleotides. Lineage: Eukaryota; Metazoa; Platyhelminthes; Monogenea; Polystomatidea; Polystomatidae. The record is from the annotation of a GenBank genome assembly.